UUUUUCUUCCUGGAUAUCGACCACCAACACUUUAGAGUACCGAUCUUUACGAAUGAUCCAGAAAAAGACCUUUGCACUGUACACAUGUCCUUAUGUAUUGACGGUCCGAUAAAAAAUUGAGCUUAUUUUUAAAUCUUCCAGCUGUGAAGAGACAGUUCAGAUUGCAGUAAACGAAACAAUGGAAGAAUCAAACGAGUCAAAGACGAAAACAAUGAAGGAGUUGUAUGAAAAUACUAGUGACAACAAUGCCAGUGAUGGCCCGCAGAUGAAUACCACCAAGAAGAGCUGCUUUUCCAUUUGGGUUUUCCUCAACAAACUUUCGGUCUUCUUUUUCUCAGUAUUUCUGUUCUUGUCUAUUCUUGUAACAAAUGGAGUCGCCAUUACAACAUUCUAUAGAAUGCUCGGGCAGUUAAAUCCCACCACGAAUUUCUCAUCUCUUAAUUAUCUUAGUGGAGGAGAUGUGUUUUACAACAAUUCUGUUAGCAUGAAAGGAAACACUGAGAUACACAUAUCCUGGUUUUGGGCUAUUAUGAUUGUUCUCCUAGCCCCCCACGUCUACACAAUCCUCUCAUGUAUUUGGAUCAAAUGUCAUUCUCCACGUAAAAUUUGCUGUGAUUGUAUUCCCACAAAUGACGAAGAAAUAGAAAUAAAUAACGAUACAGCCGAUGAAAACAAAACCGUAACAAACAGUACCACUAACAACAGAUGUCCUAAUGAUAUGAACAAACCCUCUAGCAGUGGAGGGUCUAAUUAUACUGCCAUGAGUGGUAUCACUAAUGGUAGCACCAUGAAGGAGGAUGGCAGUGAAAGUGGCAAUAAAAACAAUGAUAGCAGCAGCAACGACAAGAACAACAACAGUAACGACGACAACAACAGAAUCAACGAAAACAGCAACCAGAACAAGGAUAAAAGGAAAACAAAUUUCAAACGCUUUGUAUUGGGGGUUUUGUAUAGCUGUCGAUCAAUGAUUUGGACUUUAGUCACUUAUUGGUUAUUACCAUUAGUCGAUGGAGUGACUGCGAUGGUGGUCGUUGGACUAUUCUCUACCAUAUAUUCACAGCCAUGGAUGCUUAAACUAUGUUGUAAGCAGUCAAGGAAACCAACCAGCAUUCUUUUUGUACUUGGUGUUUUGCUGAUCAUCAUUGUUUUAUGCAUAGAAUUUUCAAAUCAUUCAAGAAAUAGUGAUCUUGAGAUAAGAUCAAUCACCAUCUCAAUAGUCAGCGCUAUAUUCGCAUUUAUAAGUGAAAUAAUUCGUUUUUACCUUAUAAAACGCCCACGCUCUCAACCAACAGAGAAGAAUCAAGAUCAGCCCAAUCAUCGGCCUCCAGAUCACGUGUCAAGUGACAGAACAAAAUUACCCCCAAUUAAGAAAAAACAACACACAAAACAGGUAGAUGGUGGCCCACCAUUUUACAACCCCGUCACACCCUCUUCGGAAGCGGAAAAUAAUUCUAAACUGACUGGAGGCCCAGGAAACAAUACUAAAUCAGGAAAUUCACAAGACAAAAAGAUACUUCUUCGUAUCUUUCGUUGUUGUUGUUUCGUUCAAAACAUAUGCAUAUUAAGGAAGAAAGAAACAUUUUACAUUGUGUUAUCGUGUGUCCAGUCUGUUAUAAUUGUUUUAUUCUCACUGGUUGCAAUUUCAGGACCUUGUGGGGAUAUAAUUAGCUAUUUCUCAAUGGGAUCAUCUCUGAAAUGUCGUUUUAUGGAAUACGACGUCUCAUUCAUUGCUGGAGGAAAUGGAGAGGCGUAUUUUUCCUCAUUUUUAUGCAUACUUUCUUCAUUUGUUUGUCUUAAGAUGUGUUAUUAUGCAUGCGUUACAAACGUACAAGCUACUUGCUGUUAUUUACCUCUCCUUGUGAGCACUUUACUGACGCCAGUAUUCAUGGCUCUCUCCUCACGGUACCGCUGGUCUGUUCUUGGUUACUUGAUCAUGCCGAAUGACUUCACACAUGGGUUUGAGAUAAAUUUAAGGUCAGGUGCACUUAUCUCUGCUGCAGUGGUUUGGAUGAUUGUAGUUGUUCGUGUUUGUGUUAACAGAAUAUUCAAGGGAAAUCCUGCAGAACAAAUGGAGCACCAAGAACGCCUCUUCAUGUACCCCUAUUUCCAUACUGCGGGACUGGCAAUGUCAAUAUUUUGGAGCAGAAUCUCUAAACUGGAUGAUCUGAUAGAGGAUGAUAUUGGCAGAGGAAAUGAAAGCAGUAAAACGGACAACAAACAUAGACACGUUUACGUCUGUUCUACUAUGAUGCGAGAAAAAUCAAAAGAAAUGGAAACAUUAGUAGCAUCUAUUUUGCGAUUGUUUGACCAAACGGAUCACACGGCGACAAAUACCAUAAAACAUACCUACGAAGCUCAUAUCAUUUUUGAUGAUGCCUUCCUUGAUGACCAACCGAACGAAUAUGUCAAACGAUUGGAAACAAUAACUGAAAGGGAAAUGAGAAGAAAAUACAGUGACAAGAUGAAUUGCAGGAAAAUAGAAUACCCAACACCUUAUGGCCGAAAAUACGUGUACGGAGACAAGGAUAAAGCAAUAUUAACGGUGCAUUUGAAAGAUAAGAAGAAAAUUCGUGUUAAGAAACGUUGGAGUCAGGUGAUGUACAUGUACUACUUCCUGAAAUACAAUCCACUUGAAGACCCCAGACAGGGAGCACUGGAAAACCAAUUCAUUCUUACUUUGGAUGGAGAUGUAAAAUUCAAGCCAAAAGCUGUAAAACGUCUAGUCGAAUUGAUGGACAAUGACAAACAUGUUGGUGCUGCAUGUGGACGAAUCAUACCAGAAGGAAAAGGGCCCAUGAUUUGGUAUCAGAAGUUUGAGUACGCAGCCAGUCAUUGGCUUCAGAAGUCGACUGAACAUGUGUUUGGAUGUUGUCUGUGUUCCCCAGGAUGUUUCAGUCUCUUCCGUUGCAGUGCUCUAGAUGAAGUGUUACAGACAUACACUCAAAAACCAGAAAAGGCACUGCAUCACAUCCAAUAUGAUCUAGGAGAGGAUAGAUGGCUCUGUACCUUGUUAUUGAAAAAAGGUUUCAAAGUGGAGUACAUGUCGGCAGCUGCUGCAAAAACAUUCGCUCCAGAAACGUUCGUAGAGUUUUGCAAACAGCGAAGACGAUGGACACCAUCGACGCUUGCAAACAUUCUUGAUGUCAUCUGGAAAAACAAUACAGAGAUAUGCAAAAUAAAUCCUCACAUCAACAAAAUGUACUUAAUCUACCAGACGUAUCUGUUUGUCUCUUCCAUCGUCACGCCGGGAACUAUCUUCCUUGUAAUUUUGGGAGCUCUGAUUAAAGCUUUUCCAGACCUGCCUCUUUGGGUUGCCCUGCUACUAAACAUCGCACCAGUGGCAGUGUUGAUGAUCAUUUGUGUUACGACGGAUAAAGACGAGUUACCAAUUUACGUUUGCGGUGUUCUAUCCACUGUGUACAGUCUGCUGAUGAUCGUAUUGUUAAUCGGGCUGGCGAUAGAGGCCAAACAGAGCGAAUUCUGUUCCAUCUCGACAUUCUUCUUCGGAUUCGUCCUUGGAAUAUUUAUCCUUGCUGCGCUUCUUCAUCCCAGGGAAUUCAAAUACUUAUUUUAUGGUACUAUGUACUUCUUUGCUGUGCCCGCAGUAAGUAUGAUACUGUUGAUUUAUAUCCUGGGGAGCUUGCACAUCCUUAGAUGGGGUACACGAGAAAGACGACCAGAUUUCAUCGGUGAUGACAGUUCCCCGUCCAUACUUAGAAGAUGUUGUGGAACGAAGAAAGAGGAAAGAGGUGCAGACGACUUUGUGCUACUAUGUGAUGAACCUAAUCAGUCAGUGGGAGGAAAAGUAGUGAUGAGAUGUAACAGACAUGUAGCAUCAGAAUCUCAUGUAGUAUGGAAAAGGGAAGGAAGGGAGAUUAACAAAAUGGACGGUCGAUUUCAAAUGGAUAGCUAUGGAUUUCCAAAACUUGUCAUUAACAAUGCAAAGCCAUCGGACUCUGGCAUAUACACAUGUGAAGUAACUCAACUUUCGGGUGGUCAGAUUGAAUUUGGAUCACCAACAGUGACUAUCGAUGGUCAACAAAUUGUAAAAUUAAAAGUCGCCAAUGGAUGUGAUACUAUAGCUGAAGGAGAUAACGUUGAAAUAUUAUGUGAAAUUGAAUGCCUAGAGAAGAAUGAUACUAUAGUAUGGAAAAAAGACAACUCGGAAAUAGGGAAACCAACAAAAUACGACGAAAAGCGUGAUCAUCUUCGUCACGUCAUUGAGGAAGCGAACAAAAGGGAACAUGCUGGGACAUACUCUUGUGAAGUGUUGUACCACGCAAGAAAAGAUGAGAUUGAAAUGGAAAAGACGACGAUUUCAAUAGACGAAGCACAAGGAUAUACAUUCAAGUGUGGUAUAUCGAAGCCAAUGAUAACCUGGAUAGACUGGAAGAUCAAUGGAAAAAGUAUCAAAAAAGUAGACAAGAAGGAAAUCAAAUGCCACGUGAUCAACAAUAGAGAACUUGUAAUAAAGAAGAAAUCAAUAUCCAAAGUCAGUAGGAUAUCUUAUACUGCUGCCACAGAAAGGUUUGAUGUCACAGAGACAUUCGAAAUAGAUUCCAAAGAGGUUGUAAUUGUCAACAAGGAUUACAAAUGCACUAUAAAGAGCAAGAGACGAUUGUUUCCGGAUUCAGAAGUCAUGUGGAAAAAAAUGGACGGGACAACUGAAAAUGACUUUUUUGGAAACCCUAAUGUCGAGAUGAUUCGAGAUGAUAAAAAUAUUCCAUCUGUUCUUGUUAUCCAACACCCCGACGACGGGAAAAGUGCUUUCAGAUGUAUCAUAAAACAUUUCACAAAAUGGGAUAGUAUCACGCUAGACAUUGUUAAACCAUCAAUUAGACUGGAGAGUCCGGAAAUAAUUGAUCCAAAUGCAAAAAAGGUGAAAAUCAAACUAAUCUGCAAGACAUCUAUAAAUUUGGAAUCUCUGGAUUGGAAGAAAGACGAUAUGAAAAUAACACAUAAUUAUAAGUACAAAAUUAAAAAAAAUAACACCUUGGUAAUCAAAGACGCAGAAAAGGGGGACGCCGGAACUUACACAUGCAGAGUAAAAACCAAACAGAAAACGGUGCUGGAGGCAUCUACAUCAAUAGGAUAUCGCUUGGAGGAAAACGAAGAAAAGUUUUGGGAAUGGCUGAUUGAAGAUCAUCUUUCUCCAGAGGUUGAUACUUUCAACAAACGGAAAGAGGUGGAUGGCAUCAUGAGAUCCUUAAGAAACACGGUGUAUUUCCUCUUUUUCAUCGUUAACGCUCUUUUCGUCACGUCAAUUUUCAUGAUGACACAGGUCAAUGAAUUCAAAGGAAAUAUACAGAUUUCUAUUCCAUGUCCCAAUAAAGAUGGAACCUUCGAAGUAGAGCCGAUUUCCAUGAUUUUUAUAUUCACGUUUGGAUUGACAUUGUUGUUUCAAUUUGCCGGUAUGAUUAUUCACCGGUUUUAUACAUUUCUUCAUGUUGGCUACGAUACUAAAGUUUUUAAUUGUGAUGGUGUAGAGCGGCUAUUUGUCUGCUAUGACAAGGAUGACAUGGUCUAAUAUUUACAGCUAAUUUAACCAAUGAACAAGUUCAAGAAAGACAAAACAGCUGUGUAAAUGAAGUGCAAGAAUCACGGAAAAAUAAACCCAUAUGUAGAAAUCUUCUUCUAGCAUUAGUCUUAAAACAAACUUCUAAGACCAUGUACAUGUACUUACCAUUUACAUCCAAUAUGUCCAUACUGUGUACUGGAAACAUACCUGCAUUUGCAUAAUAAAGAAAUUGCGCAUAAUUUCCCAAUAUAAACUUUUUCAUCUCCUCUAUGUCUGAAUCUGUCAUUACAGAUAGAAUAUGGACUUUAAAACCAACAAGACAUAUGUGUGAUACGCCUUGAAUCGGGACUGGUAAAGUACAAACUCAACUGUGACCCGGCAUCAAUCAAGUGUGGCCCUGGACUAGUAAGGUCAAAUACCAGCCUUUAUCAGGUCCAAACCUUUGACCUUUUAGUUCACUAAAUAUGAAGUCUCCAUCUCACGUAUCUCAAAUCCUAUGACCAAACGCCCCACAAGCUGGUCAUCGCUCGGCAUUUCCCGUCAGGUUAUUCUCCACUUGACUGAAAAAGCCAAGCGAUGCAAUUGCAAAACCCGUCACAUGCGGCGCCCAUUUCCAAAUACAUGUAUGUGCAAAUUUUACACAUGGAAGAUUAAAGGUGAUGGACAUUUUACUCCUAUUGUGUAACAGAGAUGGGGUAAUCGUAAUCAGUAAUCGUAAUUGAUUACAAUCGAUUACAUUUUUUAAGUAAUCGUAAUCGUAAUUGAUUACAUUUGUUUUUAAAGCAAAGUAAUCGUAAUCAAUUACUUUGGCAAAGUAAUCGUAAUUUAUGAUUACAAUAAUGAUUACAAUGAUUACUUUAUAUUUAUAUUAAAAUAAUUAUUUAAUAGAUAACAGUUAGAGCUUAUGUAUGUUAUGUGUGCCAUCAUAAGAUUUAUCCAUAUCUAUAUGAUAUUAUACUUACAGUAUUUGCAUGUAUUCAAUAGCAACUAAGGUCUAAAUCUGUUUAAAUUAAACUUAAUAAUCUGAACUAGUAUACCCUGUAUCAUUUACUGUACAUCUCAUUGAUCUAUUGUUACUUGUUUACCAGUUAUCAUGUUACCAAUACUUAUGAAAGACUGUACAUAAAUAUAUAAAGUGUAUUAUACAAUGUAUCUUAUUAAUAAAACCAGUAAAUAU
Molecule: messenger RNA, 6695 nt
Organism: Ostrea edulis (European flat oyster)
Lineage: Eukaryota; Metazoa; Mollusca; Bivalvia; Ostreida; Ostreidae
Exons: 22
Coding region: 179-5527 (1782 amino acids)
Cellular component (GO): cell periphery; cell septum
Molecular function (GO): chitin synthase activity
Source: RefSeq, a predicted model, not a curated record